AUGCGUAUUGAACAGUGUUCGUUUUGUGGCGCCCCCAUCUACCCCGGGCAUGGUCGGAUGUUCGUGCGCAACGACUGCAAGAUCUUCCGCUUCUGCGCGAGCAAAUGCCAGCGCAACUUCGGCAUGAAACGCAACCCGAUGAAGGUGCGUUGGACGAAAACCUUCCGUAAGGCGAACGGGAAGGAAUUAAGCGUGGAUACCACGAUGGACUUCGAGCGUCGUCGCCACGUUCCCGUGAAGUACAACCGCGAAUUGCUUCACCACACCUUGAAGGUCAUGAAGCGCGUGGAGAAGAUUAAGGAGCGGCGGCAGGAGGAUCUCUGGCGGCAUCGCAUGCAGCGCGCGCGGUUGCAGGAGAAACGCGAGGCCGCCACCGCGUUGAAGCACAACAUCGACUGGAUCGAAGACCUUGAGGUGAAACACACCGCGCGGGAUGAUCUCGUCGCGAUUGAGGAGGAAAAGAUGGCGAAGAAAGCGCAGCGCCGCGAGGCCGCCCGGAAGCGGCGGCAACAGCAGCGCGAGGCGGAAAAAGCGAGCGGGAUGACCUCCUCCGCCACCUCCGCGAAGAAAGGGUAA
Molecule: messenger RNA, 576 nt
Organism: Phytomonas sp. EM1
Lineage: Eukaryota; Euglenozoa; Kinetoplastea; Trypanosomatida; Trypanosomatidae
Source: the annotation of a GenBank genome assembly